AUGGAGUUUAUAAAGGAUGUAAAAGUUGUGCUUCAAGAUAAGAAGGAAAAGUUUGAUGAUUUCAUGAAACUCCUACAUGAUUUCAGGGCCAAAAGAAUUGAUAGAAGAGUCAUCAAAGAAGGAAUUAUGGAGUUGUUGAAAGAACAUCAAGAUUUAAUUUCAAGAUUCAACAUCUUCUUGCCACCAGGAGAUGAAAUCCCACUUCUAUUCCCAACGUCGUUUGCAACAGCAGUUAAAGUUGCAUUUCCAUAUAAGAUGGAAAAGUAUGAUGAAUUCUUGAAACUCGUAGUUGAUUACAAUGCCAAAAGAAUUGAUAUGAGAGUUUUCAAAGAAGGACUGAUGGAGUUGUUUAAAGACCAUAAAGAUUUACUUUUGGGACUCAACACUUGGUUGCCAGAGGGACACAAAAUCUCACUUCCAUUGGAUGGUGAUGAACAACAAGGUGAUGAUGGAUUAGAGUUGAAAUAUGAACUUCAAGUUGAUGAAGCGGCAGCGGCACUCAAAGAUGAAGAGAAAGAUGACGAACAAUAA
Messenger RNA from Medicago truncatula (barrel medic), 531 nucleotides. RefSeq names its product paired amphipathic helix protein Sin3-like 4. Gene Ontology annotation, molecular function: transcription corepressor activity. NCBI's taxonomy places the organism in Eukaryota, Viridiplantae, Streptophyta, Magnoliopsida, Fabales, Fabaceae. Gene Ontology annotation, cellular component: chromatin; histone deacetylase complex. Bases 1 to 531 code for a protein of 176 amino acids. The record is from RefSeq and is a predicted model, not a curated record. The transcript has a single exon. Gene Ontology annotation, biological process: negative regulation of transcription by RNA polymerase II.